Chaetomium globosum CBS 148.51 is the source of this 2256-nucleotide messenger RNA. RefSeq lists its product as uncharacterized. The transcript is spliced from 3 exons. The record is from RefSeq and is a predicted model, not a curated record. NCBI's taxonomy places the organism in Eukaryota, Fungi, Ascomycota, Sordariomycetes, Sordariales, Chaetomiaceae. Bases 1 to 2256 code for a protein of 751 amino acids.
AUGACCCAUUUCGCUACACAAGCCGACCAGGCAACCUUUAGGCGUGGCCAGGAGUCGCCGCCACCGAGCCCUAUUGGCGCGGGUGUGAGAACGCCUGCAAACGGACGCCCUAGAGCGCCCACUGCGUCGACCUCUACCACGGUGACGCCUCCUAAGGUUGGCAUGAAGGACUUUAGUCUGGACCUCGGCGGUGAUUUUAGCAAGAUGUUGCUAGGGAACGACAAACGAGCCAGUGUCGCCACGGCAAGAAACGACCAGUACUCGGGGCAGAUGCCCGCUCCUCGAUCCCUCACAGCGGCUCGACCGAUUCAACCGACACCAAUUCAGAUCGACACAACGACCAAAGUCGACCCCCCUGCGCACUCAUGGAGCAGCCAGCAUUCUGACGACCAAUUGAUUGCCCCGACUAGCCCUUCUCCGUCGCCCGCGAUUAAGAAUCACACUGCGCCUCCGGUCCCGCGCCACACAUCGCCCACUUUUGAACGCCAAAGGCCAGGAACUUCACCAGAAGUGGGAUCAAGGCGACCCAUGCUCGCGGCCCAAAGAGUCAACUCGGAGGACGAUGGCGAGGACGAGGAAGCCAAACUGCUGAAGGAUUCGUUGUCUACCGUGUCCAUGUUCAUGACCCGCCCAGGUAACUCGACCUCGCCGUCGAUUCCUGGAUACCGCCGGGGGGAACACAACCUGGAAGGAGAAGGUGACAGUCUUUUCGACUCGAAGCCCGCAUACUCGUCCAAGUACGGCAGCCGUUAUUCCGUUGUUGAAGAACAGGAUAGCCCUCCCGAGACCCACAAAGUUAUGACUCCCGCCGAGUUUGAGCGGUAUCGGAAGGACAAGGAACGCCAAGACAGGGAACGGGAGAUAAUGGGUGCACCUGGGGGCAAGGCCGGCGAGGACGACGAGGACGACUAUCAUGAAGACGAAGAGGACGAUGCGGAGAAGGCGAAACAGCAGGCAAAACAAAGACGGAAGCAGGAGGCUCACAUGUCGGUGUACCGACAACAGAUGAUGAAGGUGACUGGGGAAGCCGCCGGCAGCCUACCAUCUUCCCGACACAGUUUGCAGAUGUCCUUUAGCACCCCGAACCUGCCAAACGCGGGCCCGGCGGCUAUCGCAACCGAGAAUUCCGACGAAGACGAGGAAAUCCCCUUGGCAAUCCUUGCCGCACAUGGCUUCCCGGCCAAGAACCGCCCGCCUAAUCGCUUGAGUACCAUGGGGUCGAAUCCUAACUUGCGGGCUUCCCAGCAACCGAGCUACCAGCGGCCAAUGUCAGUGGUUGGUGAUGUGCAGGGGGCAGGAAACCCGCGUCUUCCUGCUUUUGCGAGGAACCUCCCUAAAGACCCCUUCGUCGGCGCUGGACUUGUCCGCAACUCUGUUCGAGAGAGCAUGGCCCUAGGCGGUGGUGCUCCCGCCGUAGGGCAGCCGAGCCCGCCAGUCCCUCCCGGCGGCCUCAUCGGUGUGAUUGCGAACGAGGAGCGGAACCGCGCGAUGAGGAGAGGUAGCCCGCUUAUGGAUGGCCCCAACCCCAUGCCCGGAGGAGCCGGUCUUGACCCUGUCGCCGGCAUUCCUUCCCACAUGAUGUACCCGGCCAACCCGAGCCCGCCGGUACUCACGCCAGGCGAUCAGGCACAAAUCCACAUGACUCAACAAAUGCAGCAGUUCAUGCAGAUGCAAAUGCAAUUCAUGCAGAUGGUGGCUGGCCAAAAUGGCAAUCCUGCCAUGGCCGGCGGGCCUCUAACAUCGCCGUCGGUGGGGAACCUCAGCACCAUGGGUGGCCUCAACCCCGGGUUCAUGGGCCCCGAUACGCGACACUCGUUCAUGGGUAACGACUCGAUGCUUGAGUCGCCGUUCGGUCGGGGUGAGGCGCAAAUGCGCACCAUGAGCAUGGUCCAGCCGAGUUCCGCGUCAUGGAUCCAACCGACGCAGCCUGCCGGGUUUGCGCCUUCGAUUCGCUUCCAAAGUGGAGGUUAUGCCCCGUCUAUCGCUCCCUCGGAACGCAGCAACAUUGGCCUUCCGGGUCGGUACCGUCCGGUCUCGCACGUGCCGGUAGCGCCCACAGCGAGCCAUCUGCGGAAAUCUUCAACCAUGUCCGGUGCUAUCAUGCAGCCCAGCAUCUCGGUAACGCGGUCUGGCAGUGCGUCGGACGACGAUGACGAAGAAGGGUGGGAGGCCAUGAAAGCUAAACGUGAAAAGAAGAAAUCACUGUGGAGGGCCAAGAAGUCUGUUGGGGACGAUAUUGGCGCAUUCAUUAACUAA